Aspergillus ochraceoroseus IBT 24754 is the source of this 1413-nucleotide messenger RNA. Its product is annotated as putative clock controled protein (Ccg-8). Gene Ontology annotation, molecular function: transcription corepressor activity. Gene Ontology annotation, biological process: endoplasmic reticulum unfolded protein response; phospholipid biosynthetic process; regulation of transcription by RNA polymerase II. The annotation marks the transcript as partial. The transcript is spliced from 2 exons. Lineage: Eukaryota; Fungi; Ascomycota; Eurotiomycetes; Eurotiales; Aspergillaceae. Gene Ontology annotation, cellular component: endoplasmic reticulum; nucleus. The record is from RefSeq and is a predicted model, not a curated record.
ACUACUACGACUACGACUACGACUACGACUACGACAACUCGUAGUAACUCUCCAGCUCCUGCUUCAGCGUCGCUCGCUCCCUUCUCUCACCCUUCUUCGUUCUCUUCUAUUUCCCAGAAUGUGUCCGCCCGCAUGAUGGAAGUUGAUACUACAACUCUGGCGGAAGACCGUUCUCGUCGCGCGACUAGUGUCUUGUCAAUGGAUGAUAUCGAAGCCGCCCAAGCACUCGAAGGACUUCGUACAGACUUUGGCUCCUCGCCUAGGGCUGCGCAACAAACUUCCGCAAUCCCUCCGGAAUCCACAUCACAGCCAGAGCCUCUACUGUCGCUAUUAACUUCCACUCACCCCUUCAUUUCAUCUGCGAUCAGUGGAUCCGUGUCUGCGUACACCUCCUCCAAAUCAUAUUCGCCUCGUUUCAAGUCAGGCGCCGAGUUUAUCGAGCGCAAUAUCGGUUCUCACGUUGCGAACGUUGCCAAUACCGUCAACACCGUCGGCCGAAAAACUGGGGUCGAGAGUGGUCUGCGGUGGGCACUGCAAAGACACGCAUCCACAUCAUCUGAUCCCAAUCGGUCAAAACGCCGGAAGGUAGGCGUCGACCCGCAUCCUACUGGGGGAGAUCUCGAACGGGGCGUGGGAGCCGGGAUGGAUGCCAAUCAGAUAUCUAACCCGCCGGGGCCAUAUCUCAAUGAGUCUCUGCCUCCGUAUGACGACGAUAAAUCACCCAAUUAUGAUGACAUCGGCCCGGAAAACUCCACCCGCCAGGGAACUUGGCAGACGCGGCUCAUGAUUUCAACAUCUGGACUGGGAGUCGCGAUGAGCGAGGAGUCUCUCCGCAGCUUGCAGUACUGUCUUACCUGGCUGCGCUGGGCCAACGGACGGCUUGGAAAGGCAAUUGUCGCCCUGCAAGAGACUUUGAAGGAGUGGGAUGCGAAUGGCGACGACAAGGACGCCGCCAACAAGACGCAAUUGUCGCAGCGCAUACAGGCGCUCAAGCAGGAUGUGCUCUCCACUCUAAAACAAGUGGUCGACGUCGUCUCCAAGUAUGCCGGUGGAGCGCUCCCCGAGAAUGCACGACAUUUGGUUCGUCGCCAUCUUACCUCGCUCCCGCACCGUUUCCAGAUGGCGUCGUCGUCCUGCGAAGACGAGUCGGCCUCUUCUGAUGCUACUAACGGCGCACGGCGCAUUCUGGUUCUCGCGCAAGAAGGCCUGGAUAUGAUGUCGCAGGUCAGCGGGGUUGUUAACGACACCCUGGUCAGUGCCGAGCACUGGUGCGAGAGGCUCGGCCGCAACCGUCCCAGCAAGAACACGAGCGAAGCUCAGCCGCCUGGACCUCGUGAGGCGCAGUACCGCUCCGACAUCAAACAGCCGAUUCCCGAUGUGCCGCAACAUACCCCGAUGACCGGGAUAGAGAAG